CUAGUAAACAUUUAUCAAACAUUCUCAAAAUUGCCUCCUGAUAUUUGAUUACAUUGAACUUUACUGUCAAACCAUGCGUCACUGUAAAGUUGAUUUAUUGAAAUUAUUUUGCCUUUUGGUUGUUUGGUGGGUUUUUUUAAAACCCGGGGUAGUUUAAAUGCACUUUUCUGAUCGAUCUCUUCAGAAGGAUGAUAUAAGAUGUUAUAUGCGUAUUAACUUUACGAGGAUCAUCCGAAUUAAGUCUAAUUCCAGGUGUUCGUCAUAAAAUGAAAUAGACUGUGUAAUAAAAUUUCAUGUUUAAGAUAACAUAAUAAUAUUUCAUAGGAAAUAAUCCCCAUAUCAUCGUGCACAUCCAAACCCACGUGAACGUUACGGAAUUAAAUAGUAUUCACAAAGUUAUUGCCCUAGUAUAAUCAAGAACAUUCAAGGAAGACUGUACAUGGUUAUAUAACUCUCUGUAUGCAUAAAUUUAUUGCUAGUGAUAUUUUUAAAAGGACCUCAAGGUACUAGGCAACGUCUUGUAUAUUGCUUUGAAUGAAGCACAGUUAAGAUAAAAAGAAACUAAAAAAGUCAAUAGGCUAAAUUUCGUAAGCGCUUGUUGUUUGCGAUACUUAAUAAUUCUUUAGUUGUUUUUUGUAGAUCUUUGCUUUCUUGAUUCCCGUAUCAAUGUCUCUGCAACAAGAGUCAUCGAUUCUCGCAUUUCAAUGAAAUCCAAUGUGAUGUUUCCAUUCAAUUUCACUUGACAAACAAGGAUUUCAUUGUAGUCAAGCAUUUUUAAAAAUCAUAAUGCAAUUUAAAACUUUAGCCCCAGUAUUCUGAAGAAUGCGACAUUGAUAACCUAUGAAGAUAAAACAAUCACUUGUUCUUUCUUGAUUCGGAACAUUUAUUACAGGGUUGAUAAGGAAAAUAACACCAUAUCAUGAGUGCAUAUCUGCUUUAACAAUAGAAAUAAUACUACCCCAUACUUGGCCCACUCGCCGGGUUAAUUUACAUGGGCUUUGACAAAAUUAAUUUGUUUUGACUUUUGCUACGGAUCUCCCUCACCCAAUCUUCCAAAUGAUCAAUCCCAGGGUUAAUUCAAAGUAUUAUCAAUUACGAGAUCUAAACUAGAAUAUAAAAAGAAAACGAGACCCCACCAUGGUGUGAUUGAGGAAGUGGAGAAUUAAAAGGGAUGCAAGAUUGCAUCACAGCACGAAGAUCGUGUCACACUUUUAUAAGGAUUGCAGACAUGUGCAAAAGGAGAAGUCUUGAGCUGAUCGAACUUCCAGAGGAAAACAUGGUUGAAAAAUCUUUGGGAUUUAGUUUUUUGGAAAACGAACAUAUCUCCAGCUUUUUACGAAAAAUUUACAUUUAAAUUGAAAAAAGAAGCCGCCUUUCCACUGAUUCUACCGACCAAUCCCCUGGUAGUCUUGGGGGGGGGGGAUAAAGGAACCAUAACUCCUGUACACGAGCCUGUGUACCCAUACUCGAUACUGUUGAUGAUUUAUCGACUCGACUUCGGAUAGCAUGUAAAGUUUGUUUAUGACAAUCAAACAUUAUCAAUAUUCACCUACCUUGGGGGAAUAAUGCUUAAUUACUAGGUGAUAUCUUCCUGUAUUCAAAAUGGAAAAAAAUCUAGGACUUGUACUUCAUGGUGGCCCAAUUUCCGUGGGCAUCCUUGCAUAUACCACAACUGCAACCAAAAACUAAACAAAAAUGAUGUAAUUUAAAAUCUGAUAAGUUUACUAAAAGGGAAUCUUGCCAAUUUGAAUAAAUCUACUACAUACAGUAUAGUAUUUCAUCACUCAAUGCACAUGAUAGCCCUUUGGUUAGUUUGUGCGUGUGGUUACGACGCUAUGGCUAUUCUGGACAUAGGCAAUUUGGUUGUAUUUCUCGUAGCAUUCAUCGGCCAUUGUCAAAAUAAGAAAUAUUUUGUACUGGAAUGGUUGGAUGAGAGGAAGGAAGAUGCUUAUUGUGGUUUGUUUAACUUAACUAAGACGGAAAACAAUAAGGUACACGAGGGGACAUGUAUGUCAUGUUCAGACUAAAAAGCGACGAGAGGACUCUUGGUAAAAUUCUAAUUUGAAAUUGAGUUCAAUUUCUGAGAUGUCAUAAAAAUUUUAAAAAGAAAAGAAAAAGAAGAAGAUCGUAAUCUGAUAUCUGAAUGAGAGGUCUUGUUUGUUCACAAUGAUGUUCAAAGCCCAUUGUGUUUGAAGGUUAAUAAAAACCGCCAAUGUCUGAUCUUUAGAUAAUGUUCGAGAUGUAUUAUGUUAGUUUGUACGUUUUCACAAUUCAGUCAGAGUGAUAUUGGAAAAAUUUACACAUACAUGUUUAAUCAGCUUAUUAAUGAAAAUGAAUAUAACCCACAAAUCGAUAUCUGCUGAAAAGAUUUGUGGUCGACUAAUACAAGACUUUCUAUGUACGCUGUAGGUAUAUUGUACUAGGUGCUUUAAAAUGUCCUGUAGGCUGACAUAAUAUUUUAGUCAACCUCGAUUUAUCUGAACGUCUUCCAGUCCCGUGGAAUUUAGAGGUUUUUUUUUAAAUUUUGGUGAAUUUACAUCGGAUUAUUUGAAAGUGCUCCUUAAAAGAUUGUAUUUACGUGAAUUCAUUUGAUGGCCAGUGAUUGGAUUGAACAAACUUGGAAUACUUGACAUGAACUUGGUUUGUAGGAAUAAAAAAGCAAAGGGAAUGAGUAACUGUCGACAUUAAUUAUAUGUGUUCACAAUAAUGUUAAAGUAUUCCGUAACAAGUGACGAAGGAUCAUUCUCACCAAAUCACAUUCGUCACGAGAACUCUGAAACUCUAAUGAAGGAUACAAUUGACGUGAACAUAAAUCCGAGGUCACGAGCAAAAAUGGUAAUGAAGAAACGCGCAAAGCAUGUUCAGCGGAGAGGAGGGGAUUUCACGAUAUUUCCUCCAAUCUCUCAAACUCCUAGUAAUCAUCGAAAUGAUGUGAUCACUCCUUAUGUUAACCAUAUUGAUGCGGAUUCGCCGUACAUCAAUUCACUAGGCAUAUCACGUGUUCAUGACGUAACAACACCGUAUGUAUUUCAUAGUCAAUUUUCAAAACACGAUAGAACAUCUCCAAUGCCUCAAAAGGAAUUUACCAGAAUUUCGAACCUUCGUAACAAUGCUGGGACUCCACAGAACCCGCCACAACAGAAUGUUGUUGAAGUAACUAGAAUUAAGAAAGACCAAUCGUUUUCCCAUGAAAGUAUCAACAAAUUAGGUGGUUCAUCUCCAUUUAUAGAGAGAAGAUCUCGGUUAGACCAUAGAAGGAAAAUGGCUAAAGAGAAUAUGAAUCACAAUACCCCAAGAAAUCACGUUCAAGAGGGCGACAAAAACGCAAAACUACAGAUUCAAAGUAAUCAAAUGGGACUCGUGCAAAGAGCCGAGAGACAUAAGUCUUUCCACGAUUACAGUCGUGCUAGAAACGAGGAACAAUUCUCUAUAAGAAAGAAGAUAGAACAGUUUCGAAAAUGGCACGAAGAGCAAUAUAAAGAUAAGCUGAAGAAACUGAAAGAGGAGGUGGAUAAUCAGUUCGACGUGGAAAACCGCAGAGCCCAGACCUCAAGAGUGGGGAGUCACACACCACAAGGCAAUACCAAAGAUCGCCAGGAAAAGAAAACCAAAACAGAACUUCAACAAAAAUCGUCUUCCAGUGGACAGACUCCUGUUUUAAACGGAGGAAAUGUCCCCAGCUCUGUAGAUGAGAAAGCGAGUUCCGAACGGACUUGGCACACGUGGCGUGACAUCAAUGACUCUUACGCAUAUACAAACGUAAAACAGUAUAUUGAAGAAAACGAACUGAUGACUACAGAAAAGGAGGAUUGGAUAAAAAAGUGGGUUGUUGAAGUGGACAAAGCAAUGAAAUCAGAAGAACAGGGACCAACGCAAGUUUGAUCAAUAUGAUUUUUUAGAUACUUGUAAGCAGUCUGUGAUAUUUGGUAUCUAACCACUUUGACAGGUUGAUCUUUUCUGACAGAGCCUAUCUGGCUAGCAGUCCGACAUACAGUAUUAUUUCAAUUCAAAGAGAAAGGAUGAUUUUAUAGUGAUUGGUGCGAAUAUAAAAGCCAUUCGAUGACUUUUGUGAUAUAUUUUUGUGAGGUAUACGUAUUCUGCCAACAAUUUUAAAUUAUGUCUUAUGUCUACAUGGAAAAUGAAAAUGUAUGAUAUUAGAAAUAUGUGCUUGAAUGAAAAUUAGUAUUAUAAUAUUGACUAUGAACAGUUCAACUGUUAAGUGUGAUUGUUAAAAUCUCUAAAAACAUAUUUAUAUAUAAUCGUUGCUUUUCUCAGAACCAACGAAAAUAUUGUUUUGGAAUCACUAAGGUGGCACGUUAAUAUUUAUUUGCAUUCUGUUACAUAGAUCAUUUAUGUUAUCGUGUUUGUUUACAGGUAUAUAUUAUUUGUUAUCAAUUAAAUCAAUGUUUGCACAAG
This is a messenger RNA of Ostrea edulis (European flat oyster), 4416 nucleotides long. RefSeq lists its product as uncharacterized. The record is from RefSeq and is a predicted model, not a curated record. The transcript has 3 exons. Bases 2707 to 3882 code for a protein of 391 amino acids. NCBI's taxonomy places the organism in Eukaryota, Metazoa, Mollusca, Bivalvia, Ostreida, Ostreidae.